This is a messenger RNA of Pipistrellus nathusii (Nathusius's pipistrelle), 1371 nucleotides long. Lineage: Eukaryota; Metazoa; Chordata; Mammalia; Chiroptera; Vespertilionidae. The record is from the annotation of a GenBank genome assembly.
AUGGCGGCGCCCGAGGCACCCGGUUCCCCUACCGAAGCGCCCCAGCCGGCCGUGGAGGAGGAGGAGGAAACGAAAACGUUUAAAGACCUGGGUGUGACCGAUGUGUUAUGUGAAGCUUGCGACCAGUUGGGAUGGACGAAGCCCACCAAAAUCCAGGUGGAAGCUAUUCCUUUGGCCUUACAAGGUCGUGAUAUCAUUGGGCUGGCGGAAACCGGCUCUGGAAAAACAGGGGCCUUUGCUUUGCCCAUUCUGAAUGCGCUGCUGGAGACGCCCCAGCGUCUGUUUGCUUUGGUCCUUACCCCCACCCGAGAGCUGGCCUUUCAGAUUUCAGAGCAGUUUGAAGCCCUAGGGUCUUCUAUUGGAGUGCAGACUGCUGUGAUUGUAGGUGGAAUUGAUUCAAUGUCCCAGUCUCUGGCCCUGGCAAAAAAACCACAUGUAAUAAUAGCAACUCCUGGUCGACUGAUUGACCACUUGGAAAACACAAAAGGUUUCAACUUAAGAGCUCUCAAAUACUUGGUCAUGGAUGAAGCAGAUCGAAUAUUGAAUAUGGAUUUUGAGACAGAGGUUGACAAGAUUCUCAAAGUGAUUCCCCGAGAUCGGAAAACAUUUCUCUUCUCUGCUACCAUGACCAAGAAGGUACAAAAACUUCAGCGAGCAGCACUGAAGAAUCCUGUGAAAUGUGCUGUUUCCUCUAAAUACCAGACGGUUGAGAAAUUACAGCAAUAUUAUAUUUUUAUUCCCUCUAAAUUCAAGGAUACCUACCUGGUUUAUAUUCUAAAUGAAUUGGCUGGAAACUCCUUCAUGAUAUUCUGCAGCACCUGUAACAAUACUCAGAGAACAGCUUUGCUACUCCGAAAUCUUGGAUUCACUGCCAUCCCCCUCCACGGACAGAUGAGUCAGAGCAAGCGUCUGGGAUCCCUUAAUAAAUUUAAGGCAAAGACUCGUUCCAUUCUUCUAGCAACUGAUGUUGCAAGCCGAGGUUUGGACAUACCUCAUGUGGAUGUAGUUGUCAACUUUGACAUUCCUACCCAUUCCAAGGAUUACAUUCACCGAGUAGGUCGGACAGCUCGAGCUGGGCGCUCCGGGAAGUCCAUCACCUUUGUCACACAAUAUGAUGUGGAACUCUUCCAGCGCAUAGAACACUUAAUUGGGAAGAAACUGCCUGUCUUUCCAACACAGGAUGACGAGGUUAUGAUGCUGACAGAACGUGUGACUGAAGCCCAAAGAUUCGCCCGAAUGGAGCUGAGGGAGCAUGGAGAAAAGAAGAAGCGUGCACGGGAGGAUGCUGGGGACAAUGAUGAUACGGAGGGCGCCAUGGGUGUCAGGAACAAGGUGGCAGGAGGGAAAAUGAAGAAACGGAAAGGCCGUUAG